Helobdella robusta is the source of this 879-nucleotide messenger RNA. RefSeq lists its product as hypothetical. NCBI's taxonomy places the organism in Eukaryota, Metazoa, Annelida, Clitellata, Rhynchobdellida, Glossiphoniidae. Gene Ontology annotation, biological process: protein localization to T-tubule; regulation of cardiac muscle contraction. The transcript has 5 exons. Gene Ontology annotation, cellular component: T-tubule. The annotation marks the transcript as partial. The record is from RefSeq and is a predicted model, not a curated record.
AGCUUCUUAGUCAGUUUUGUGGUUGAUGCAAGAGGAAAAACUAUGUGUGGCAUGAGGCAUUCAGGAAUUCGAAUUAUAGUUUCUCCAGGCAAAACAUGUAAGCCUAUCAGAGUCACAUGUAAGCUAGUGAAUCCUGAUAAACUACAACAUCCUCCAGUCAUGCUUGAAGGAGAAGGACUUGCUUCUAGAGUUAUAAAAAUGGGACCACCGGGAGCUUCCUUUGAAGGACCUGUUGUUAUUGAAGUUCCUCAUUUUGCUUCAUUGAAACAUCACAGCCGGGAUAUCAUAAUAUUAAGGAGUGAUGAUGGAGAAAUUUGGAAAGAACAUAUAAAUUAUUUUUCUAUCGCAGAGAUACAGAAUAUUGUGAAAAACAGUUUUGGAGAAGAGCUUGGCAAUGCAGAAGAUUUGUAUAAUCAUGGCAUUGCAAGGAUUGUUACUACAACUUUUCCUAAAUAUUUUGCAAUUAUUUCAUCGUUUUCAUUCGAUCGAUUUAUAGUUUCUUCAUGUGAAUCCGAACUAAAAUCUUCUAUUGAUCCAAAUAUUAGAGUCUUCAUUCCUAAGAAAGCGUUCAAUAAAAAAAUUUAUUUGAAGCUACAAGUGCAAAAAAUUCCAGAUCAUUUAAAAACAAAACUUUUAAAUGGCAAUGUCGUUUCCUGUUCAGUUGUUACUCUUGAACCUCGCAGAAGAAGAUUUCAUGUGCCUGUUUCAUUAAUGAUUCCUAAACCACAGAUCAAUUUGGUCAACCCUCAAAAAUUGAUGCUUUUUUGCAGCUUAUCAGAGGGACAAGACAAGUCUGUAUGGGAAGACAUUACUAACAAAAGUUUUUUAAAAGAGGAUGAAGAAAGCAUAUAUUUUAAUACAUCAGUCUCAGGAAGGUAG